AUGGAGGAGUUUAAAGUUCAGACAGCAAAGCACCCCGCUCCUAACCACGCUCCAAUGCGACCACAUAGUGACCAGUCCAAAGACAGGGCAUCCAAGCGGCUCUCGUCCGAAUCUAACGGCACCAGCGAGGGAGGGGCCGGAGCUGCCACACCCGUAGAGGUAACAGCCCUGGAAGAAGCGUUCCGCAGGUUCGCCAUCCACGGCGACACACGGGCCACUGGGAAGGAAAUGCACGGCAAGAACUGGUCCAAGCUCUGUAAAGACUGCGGCGUCAUCGACGGCAAGGCGAUUACGCUCACAGACGUGGACAUUGUCUUCUCCAAAGUCAAGAACAAAUCCAGUCGUACCAUCACAUUCAACCAGUUCAAGGAGGCCCUUGGAGAGCUAGCUAGGAAGCGUUUUAAAGAUAAAACUGGCGAGGCAGCAGCAGAAGAAGUUUUCAAGAUGAUAGAGGGGAAAUCGCCCGUCAUAUCUGGAGUAACGAGGGCUGUGGCCUCCCCAACAGUGUCCCGUUUGACUGACACCACCAAGUUCACAGGCUCCCACAAGGAACGAUUUGAUGAGACGGGUCGUGGGAAGGGUAAGGCAGGGCGGGUGGACAUGGUGGACACAUCCGGAUACGUCUCUGGAUACAAACACGCAGGGUCAUAUGAGAAAAAAGUUCACCAAAAACCGCAGCCAAAAGCCAUGUGA
This is a messenger RNA of Chanos chanos (milkfish), 693 nucleotides long. RefSeq names its product tubulin polymerization promoting protein (gene tppp). Lineage: Eukaryota; Metazoa; Chordata; Actinopteri; Gonorynchiformes; Chanidae. The record is from RefSeq and is a predicted model, not a curated record. The coding region runs from base 1 to 693 and encodes 230 amino acids. The transcript has 3 exons. Gene Ontology annotation, molecular function: tubulin binding. Gene Ontology annotation, biological process: microtubule polymerization; microtubule bundle formation; positive regulation of protein polymerization. Gene Ontology annotation, cellular component: microtubule.